Molecule: messenger RNA, 576 nt
Organism: Neohortaea acidophila
Lineage: Eukaryota; Fungi; Ascomycota; Dothideomycetes; Mycosphaerellales; Teratosphaeriaceae
Exons: 2
Coding region: 1-576 (191 amino acids)
Source: RefSeq, a predicted model, not a curated record
AUGUCGCACAAUGAUUGCAUGGCGCCAGGCAACGAUCUGGCGCGUCUCCCAGCCGUGCCCCGCUCCUUCUCCGAGGCCAGUCGAACGGAGUUCUUGUCGGCGCUGGGCAUGGAUCACAACGUCGACGCGGACCGCGAGCUUUGGUUCCGCAUGAAGGACGACGCCCUGCGCGGUCACAGCAACAUCUGCAGCUCCCCCGCCAACCUGGUCCCUUACCUGCGAAACAAUGUUCCCCCGCAGCCGUGGACGGUGACGCAGAUCACCGAGCUCGCGCUGCUGGAUGAGGCGCGUCGCCUAUACAUCGAGUCCCAGGGCGCGCUGCGCGCCGUGUACAAUCACGGCGGCAGCGCGGAGAGUGCGGAUGGCGACAUGUGGGUGGUGCGCUGGAUGCUGUGGCAGGUCUUCCUCAGUGGGGGUUACGCGCAGCUGCCGGCGGAGGAAGAGCAGGAGCCAGACGCUUGGGGGGCGACGGCCCGCGAGGGGAAUCGUGGCACGGGUCCAUCUGGGAGUCGGCGGACAUCCACUGGUGAGUCCAGUCGCGUUGCCGUCGACACGACACAUGUGCUGAUGGUGUAG